UUCUUCAUACCUCAAGACAAAGGCAUCCAGGAAUCCUGUUCAGCUUUUACCUCAGCUGCCACAGAUUCGCUCAAAGCCCCAGUGGCAGGCCACAUCGCCAGGUUUCCUUCUGGAAACCCAGGUCAAAGACAAGGGACAAGAUGGGCUGUCUCUCAAAGCUAGCCUUCCAAUCAGAAAUGUCCUUGGAGAUAAGCGCAGCCGGGCCUGGGAGGGGUCUGUAGGCCCAGGAAGCAGUCGGACUGCAGAAUAUGGAACUGUGGCCGAGCCAUCAUCUUCCAGACUGCGCAGCAGCACGCACACCCACCCCAAGAAGGACCGUGAGCAGUUCCGCAGUGCACUUGUCAACAUAAUCAUGCAGCAGGACUCUGCUACUGGACAUCCUUGUGCUCUAGAUGACACACAGGCCCCAUCCUCUGGAUCUCCAACUUCUAUUGAAAAAGAUAUUUUGAGGUACUACUAUUACAUCCACAAUGGCAUUGACACAGAGCAUGUGGCAGCUAUGGAGGACUCCUGGCUGGAGAAUGUUUUGGCUCUGGUCCCAUCCCAUCUGAAAAGCUUGAGUGAUACCAUUGAAGUACUCUCUGAUGAAAUGAGAGAGGAUUACUUGCUUAGUGUAAAGAAAGCCAUUGUGGAUUUUGUUCUAAGGGAUCCCAGGGAAAAGGAUGAAGCUAGUGUGAAAGAUCUCCCCCCACAUCGAGCAGAAAUGGAGGUGGUGCCAAAACCUUGGAAGAAGUCAUUCCUUUUGGCUCAGAAAAUCAUGAAGGAUAAGCUGAAUGCUAUAAAUCCCACUAUGCUAUCAGUGCUGGAUUUGUGGCAUGUCUCUUUCAAAAACCUGCGGUUGAUUGAUGUGGAGGAGUUCCACAACAGGCAGGAGUCCCUGGAACUAUCUAUUUUUCAGCAGCUGGUCAUGAGGCACAUAGAAUCUGCCAAAGAGACUUUACUCAAAAAGUGGUUUCCAGAAGUUCAACAUAUAUAUUAUCAAGGUAACAAACGGAAACUUGUCCCUAGCAACAGCAACAGUGCCAAACUGCAGUCCUUUUUCAAUUGUGCUGCAGCCUUGAUGACGGAACAGUUGCAGAAUUUAGCACUGGAUUCCAUCCAGGACUACACAAACCUCCUCGCUCAGUCUCCUGAUUCAGUUCGAGCUUUUGAGCAUCCAGGAUUCACCAUGAGGCUAGUAUUGGACAACACAAAAAUCAUCUUUGAACCAGAUUUUAAAGACUUUGAGAUUGUUCUGCUCAGCGUUUAUGAAAUCAUGCUAAAAGCCAUCAGCUUAGUACCACGGGUGGAGACUAAACUGUAUUCCGAAUGGCCUGGGACUAGGACAGGGAGCACUCUGAAGCCCACAGUCCUGCCAGAGAUCCUGGAGAACAAGAAAGAGGUGGUGAGAACUGUUAUCGAGAAGGAGAGAUCUGGUCCUGUGGAGCACAUACGUCUCUAUGACAAAUACAUCCUGCUGGUAAACAAGCAGGCUGAGCAGGAUGUGGAGCAGUUCUUGCACGAGGAGCAUUCCUUUGAAGACACCAUGAGGGAGGUCACCAAGUACCAGCAAUUAGCCAACGAGAUCCAGUACAGUUCUAUCAAGGUGAUCCGUCUGGGGAUGUUUGAAUUACACUGUGAAGAACUCAUCAGAGCUCUUGUCAAGAGAGCUGAGGGCCUGUGUAACAAAAUAGUAGCCAAGAUGAUGAAAGAUCACCAGGACAUAAACCAAGCGCUGUGUAAUGAAUUUGAAAAGAUAGCAGAGAAAGCAUUGAGUACUCCUCCAAACACUCAGGAGCUAAUGGAGCUCAAGGCAUAUGUGAGCAAGGUGGAGUCCCAGUUUAUGCCAGCACUAGAGAAGAGGCUGGUGGAGGCCAAGAACCGCCUCUCCUUUCUGGUGGAUUAUGCCACUUUCUCUCCUGUGGAAAUGCGCCUCAACAGCAGCACUUUUCAGUGGCACUCUCGUAUGCCUGAGGUGUUCGAAGAACACCAGCAGAUUGUUAAAGAGAAGACUGAACAGUAUCAGGACGGACUCAAGUUGCGGUGUGAGCGGUUUGUGGAAGAACUGGAGAGUUAUGGCAAACAGGUGGAUGAGUUUGUAACCUUUGGAGAUAUUGCGGAGCUCAACAAGUACCUGCGAAAGGCUCAAACACUGAACACCAAGCUAGAUACUGCAAUGGAAAAGAUUGACCAGUUUAAUGCAGAAGAGGAAGCAUUUGGGUGGCCUGUAUCACAAUAUCCCCAAAGAAAGAAUAUCCAAGAAAAACUGACCCCUUACCUGCGGCUGUACGAGACCACAGCAGAGUUCAAUGCCAAACACAAGGAAUGGAUAGAAGGUCCACUGUCUAGCGUCAACCCUGACAAAGUAGAAUCAGAUGUAGGCAACUAUUGGCGGGCCCUCUAUAAACUGGAGAAGGGCUUUCAGGACUCUCCCAGUGCCCUGCGCAUUGCAACCAAGGUGAAGACCAGGGUGGAGAAAUUCAAGGAACACAUCCCAUUAAUCCAAGUGCUGUGUAAUCCAGGACUACGAGAUCGUCACUGGGAAGCCAUGUCUGAGAUUGUGGGUCACCCCCUGAAGCCCAGUGAGGAUACCAAUAGUAUUUCCAAAUUUAUCCCUAUGCGUCUGGAUCCCUACCUUAGUCGCUUUGAAGGCAUCAGUGAAGCAGCAAGCAAAGAGUAUUCCCUGGAGAAGGCCAUGGAGAAGAUGGUGGUAGAGUGGGAUGAAAUGGAAUUCUCCCUUCUGCCCUAUAGAGAGACUGGCACUUCCAUCCUCUCUGCUGUUGAUGAUGUACAGAUGCUGCUAGAUGACCACAUUGUGAAAACACAGACCAUGCGUGGCUCCCCCUUCAUCAAGCCCUUUGAAAAUGAGAUACGGGACUGGGAAGGCAAACUGCUGUUGCUGCAGGAGAUCUUGGAUGAGUGGUUGAAGGUUCAGGCCACCUGGCUUUACUUGGAACCCAUCUUUAGCUCUCCAGACAUCAUGGCCCAGAUGCCAGAGGAGGGGCGCCGCUUUACCACAGUUGAUAAGACCUGGAGGGAGACAAUGAAGCAAGUGUCAUUGGACAAGCAUGUGCUGGCAGUGGUGGCAAUUGACAAGAUGCUAGAAAAGCUGAAAAAAUCCAAUGAGUUUCUGGAGCUGAUCCUAAAAGGCCUUAAUGAAUAUCUGGAAAAGAAGCGUCUCUUUUUCCCUCGUUUCUUCUUUCUGUCAAAUGAUGAGCUGCUUGAGAUUCUCUCAGAAACAAAAGAUCCAACAAGGGUGCAACCCCACUUGAAGAAGUGCUUUGAGGGCAUUGCAAGCGUGGAGUUCACUGAUGUGCUGGACAUCACUCAUAUGAAGAGUAGUGAGGGUGAGGUAGUGCAGCUUAUUGAAGUCAUCUCCACCUCCAAAGCACGCGGACAGGUGGAGAAGUGGCUGCUGGAGCUAGAAUCAGGCAUGCUGAGCUCCCUGCACAAGGUGAUUGGUGAGGCGAUAGAAGCUUAUCCCAAGAACCCGCGGAUAAACUGGGUGCGGGAAUGGCCUGGACAGACAGUGCUAUGUGUCUCUCAGAUCUACUGGACACAGGACAUUCACCAAGCCAUCAAAGGAGGACAGAAGGCCCUGGAGGCAUACCUAGACCUGAAUAACAAGCAGAUUGAUGACAUUGUGACACUGGUGAGAGGGAAGCUUUCCAAGCAGAACCGGGUAACUCUGGGGGCUCUGGUGGUGCUCGAUGUUCAUGCACGUGAUGUUCUAGCAGCACUGGUCCAGAAACGAGUCAGUAGUGAGAACGACUUUGAAUGGCUGAGCCAGCUUCGAUACUACUGGGAGGAAGGGGACCUUCAGACUAAGAUGAUCAACGCUGGUCUGGCUUAUGGCUAUGAGUAUCUUGGCAACACGCCGCGUCUGGUCAUCACCCCACUUACAGACCGCUGCUACAGGACUCUUUUUGGGGCCUUGCAUCUACAUCUUGGAGGGGCUCCUGAAGGGCCAGCUGGCACUGGGAAAACUGAAACAACGAAGGACCUGGCCAAGGCAGUUGCUAAACAAUGUGUUGUCUUCAACUGCUCCGAUGGGCUUGACUAUAUUGCACUGGGAAAAUUUUUUAAGGGCCUGCUGUCGUGUGGAGCAUGGGCUUGCUUUGAUGAGUUCAACAGAAUUGAUUUGGAAGUUCUUUCUGUUGUGGCACAGCAGAUUCUUACCAUACAAAGAGGUAUUUCUGCAGGCUCAGAAAUGCUGAUGUUUGAGGGUACAGAGCUGAAACUAGACCCCACUUGUGCUGUGUUCAUCACUAUGAACCCGGGCUAUGCUGGCCGCUCUGAGCUUCCAGAUAAUUUGAAGGCUCUCUUCCGGACAGUUGCUAUGAUGGUGCCAGAUUACGCCAUGAUUGCAGAAAUUGUGCUGUACUCCUGUGGUUUUGUCACUGCUCGGCCCUUGUCUGUGAAGAUCGUGGCCACUUACCGGCUGUGCUCUGAGCAGCUCUCCUCCCAGCACCAUUAUGACUAUGGCAUGAGGGCUGUCAAGUCAGUCCUUACUGCAGCAGGGAAUCUUAAGUUAAAGUAUCCUGAAGAAAAUGAAGACAUUUUGUUACUACGGUCUAUUAUAGAUGUUAAUCUUCCUAAGUUCUUGGCCCAUGAUUUGCCACUAUUUGAGGGGAUCACAUCAGACCUCUUUCCAGGGGUGAAGUUGCCUAAACCAGAUUACCGACUGCUGAUGGAAGCCAUCAUGGAGAACAGCAAAAAGAUGAAUCUACAAGUGACAGACUUCUUUGCAGAAAAAAUCCUUCAGAUCUUUGAAAUGAUGAUUGUGCGCCAUGGUUUUAUGAUUGUUGGAGAGCCCUUUGGUGGCAAAACUUCUGCUUACCGUGUCCUGGCUGCUGCACUCAAUGACAUCUGUGAACAGGGCCUGAUGGACGAGAAUAAGGUUCAGAUCACAGUGAUCAAUCCGAAGUCCAUCACCAUGGGUCAGCUUUAUGGCCAGUUUGACCCAGUCUCACAUGAAUGGUCAGAUGGUAUUCUAGCAGUCAGCUACAGAGCAUUUGCUACUUCCCAGACCCCAGACAGAAAGUGGCUGAUCUUUGAUGGGCCAGUGGAUGCAGUUUGGAUUGAGAACAUGAAUACAGUGCUGGAUGAUAAUAAGAAGCUAUGCCUGAUGAGUGGAGAGAUUAUCCAGAUGUCUCCCCAAAUGAGCCUUAUCUUUGAGCCCAUGGAUCUAGAGGUGGCUUCCCCUGCAACAGUGUCCCGAUGUGGUAUGAUCUACAUGGAGCCCCAUAUAUUGGGCUGGAGGCCCCUGAUGCUCUCCUGGAUACACACCAUGCCCCCUUCCGUCAGCUCAAUGCACAAGGACAUCAUCACAGGACUCUUUGAUAGGAUUGUCCCAGCCUGUCUGCAGUUUAUACGUAAAGCUACCAAGGAACUGUCCCCGACUUCAGACACCAACCUUGUUCGGUCUCUGAUGAAUCUCAUUGACUGUAUGAUGGAUGAGUUCAAAGAUGAAUCCCAGAUAAAAAGUAUGAAUGAAAGGGACAUCUGCUCAUGGCUGGAGGGGAUCUUUGUAUUUUCCCUGGUAUGGUCUGUGGGAGCCAGCUGUGUUGAGGAAGGGCGACAGAAGUUUGACAAACUGGUCAGAGAAGUUCUAGAGGGGCCAUUGAGUGAGGAAACCAGGACUCGCUUUGGCAUCUUGGAACAUGUGGAACCUCCAGCCAAGCCGCUCACUGUGUCACUGCCCACAGAAGGCACACUGUAUGAAUACAAAUUCAUUAAACAGGGUGUUGGGAGAUGGGAGCUCUGGACUGAAGAGCUGAAAUCUGCACCAUCUAUCCCACGGGAUGUGCAAUUUAAUGAAAUCAUCGUGCCAACCCUAGACACAGUCCGCUACACUGCUCUGAUGGAGCUCCUGAUUACUCACCAGAAACCUACGGUGUUCAUUGGGCCUACGGGCACAGGGAAGAGCGUUUACAUCAUUGAUUUCUUGUUAAACCGCCUUAACAAGGACAUCUACAUGCCAUUGCUCAUUAACUUCUCAGCCCAGACCACAGCUGCACAAACCCAGAACAUUAUCAUGUCCAAACUAGAUAAACGAAGGAAGGGUGUCUUUGGGCCACCCUUGGGGAAGAAAACGGUGGUGUUUGUGGAUGAUGUUAACAUGCCAGCACGAGAGGUAUAUGGUGCCCAGCCACCAAUAGAGUUACUGCGACAAUGGUUGGACCAUUGGAACUGGUAUGAUAUGAAAGACUGCUCUAUGCUCAAACUGGUAGACAUCCAGAUCAUGUGUGCAAUGGGACCCCCUGGGGGUGGAAGAAAUCCAGUCACACCACGUUUCUUACGCCAUUUCAACACUGUAACUAUCAAUGAAUUUGAUGAAAAAUCCAUGUAUACCAUCUUCUCCAGGAUUCUAGACUGGCAUCUCACCAUACGGUUUAGCUUUCCUAAAGAGUUUGCCGUGCUCACUCCUCUGGUGAUCCAUAGUACUAUGGCUGUAUACAAGGAGGCCUCCAAGAAUCUGCUGCCCACACCAGCCAAGUCCCAUUAUCUCUUCAACUUGCGGGACUUCUCACGUGUCAUCCAGGGCAUCUGCUUGUCACGACCCGAGACUGCCGACAUCCCUGCUGCUAUCAAGCGCCUCUGGGUGCACGAGGUGCUGAGGGUAUAUUAUGAUAGGCUGGUGGACAACUCUGACCGCUCAUGGGUGGUCGGUUACCUGCAAGAGGUGUGCCAGAGUCAUAUGCGUGAAGACUUCCACCAACUCUUUCGUCACCUUGCUCAGGCUGAGGAUGGGAAGGUGACAGAGGAUGACCUGCGCAGCCUCAUGUUCUGUGACUUUCAUGAUCCCAAGGGUGAGGACCAAAAUUACAGAGAGGUGGGCAACCUGGACCAGCUGAGGCAGGUGGUGGAGACUCACCUGGAGGAGUUCAACAAUAUCAGCAAGAAGCCCAUGAACUUGGUUCUGUUCCGCUUUGCCAUUGAGCAUGUGUGUCGCAUUUCCCGUGUGCUGAAGCAGCCUCGUGGCCAUGCCCUGCUGGUGGGAGUGGGUGGGAGUGGGCGGCAGUCCCUCACCCGCCUGGCUGCCCACAUGGCUGAAACUGAGCUGUUCCAGGUGGAGAUUUCCAAGAGCUAUGGCUCUUCUGAGUGGCGGGAGGACCUGAAACACAUCCUGAGAAAGUCAACAGAAGGGGAGACACAUGGUGUGUUCCUCUUCACUGACACACAGAUUAAGAAGGAGUCCUUUCUGGAAGACAUCAGCAACCUGCUAAACACAGGCGAGGUCCCCAAUCUAUUCGCUGUAGAUGAGAAGCAGGAGAUCUGUGAGCGUAUGCGUGUGCUGGACCGUCAACGUGAUCGGGACAAGCAGACAGAUGGCAGCCCCCUUGCACUCUUCAACAUGUUCCUAGAGCGCUGUCGGAGUCAGCUACAUGUGGUGCUAGCCAUGAGCCCCAUUGGGGACACCUUCCGCAAUCGCCUGCGACGCUUCCCUGCUCUUAUCAACUGCUGUACUAUCAACUGGUUCCAGACAUGGCCAGAGGAUGCCUUGCAGGCUGUAGCCUCUCGUUUCCUGGAGGAUAUUGAAAUGACUGAGGAGACACGCGCAGGCUGCAUAGACAUGUGCAAGAGCUUCCACACCACCACUAUUGAGUUAUCGGCCCGCUUUCACACCGAGUUGCAGCGUCAUAACUAUGUCACACCCACCUCUUAUCUGGAGCUCAUCUCUACUUUCAAGGCUUUGCUUGAAAAGAAGAGAACUGAGGUUAUGAAGUUGAAGCGCCGCUACGAGGUGGGUUUGGAGAAACUGGAGUCUGCAGCAGCACAAGUGGCGACCAUGCAGGUUCAGCUAGAGGCUCUGCAGCCACAGCUCAAGGUUGCCAGCAAGGAGGUGGAUGAGAUGAUGGUGGUAAUUGAGCGAGAAUCCAUUGAGGUGGCCAAGACAGAGAAGAUUGUGAAGUCGGAUGAGGCAGUAGCCAAUGAGCAGGCCACGGCAGCCAAGGCGAUCAAGGAUGAGUGUGAUGCUGACCUAGCUCAUGCCUUGCCCAUCCUGGAGUCGGCACUGGCUGCUCUAGACACCCUCACCCCUCAGGACAUCACAGUAGUAAAGUCGAUGAAGAGCCCCCCUGCGGGUGUCAAGGUGGUGAUGGAGGCCAUCUGCAUCUUGAAGGGCAUCAAGCCUGACCGUGUCCCAGACCCCUCAGGGUCUGGGAAGAAGGUGGAGGACUUCUGGGGCCCUGCCAAGAAACUCCUUGGAGACAUGAAGUUCCUGCAGAGUCUUCAUGAGUAUGACAAGGACAACAUUCCCCCCAGCUACAUGGGGAUCAUCCGGAAGCAGUACAUCACCAACCCUGAGUUCGUCCCUGAAAAGAUCCGGAAUGCUUCUACUGCUGCUGAGGGGCUCUGUAAAUGGGUCAUUGCCAUGGACUCCUAUGACAAGGUAGCAAAAGUGGUGGCCCCUAAGAAGGAGAAACUUGCUCAAGCAGAAGGGGAGUUAAAGGUUGCCAUGGAGAGCCUACGGAAGAAACAGGCAGCACUGAAGGAGGUCCAGGAUAAGCUGGCCAAGCUGCAGAAUACACUGGAAACCAACAAGAUAAAAAAAGCAGACCUUGAGAAUCAGGUGGACCUAUGCAGCAAAAAGCUGGACCGGGCAGAGCAGCUGAUUGGAGGCCUGGGAGGAGAGAAGAGCCGCUGGAGUAUCACAGCCCAAGAGCUGGGGGUGCUGUACACCAACCUGACUGGAGACAUACUCAUCUCCUCAGGCAUUGUUGCGUACCUGGGUGCCUUCACCUCCAAUUACAGACAGACUCAGACAGAGGAGUGGGCAGAAUUGUGUAAAAAAAGACAGAUCCCCUGCUCUCAGGAAAUAUCUUUGAUGAACAGUCUGGGAGAACCAGUGAAGAUCCGUGCCUGGACCAUUGCAGGCCUGCCUUCAGACAGCUUCUCUAUUGACAAUGGAAUCAUCAUCUCAAAUGCAAGGAGAUGGCCUUUGAUGAUAGAUCCCCAAGGACAGGCUAACAAGUGGGUGAAGAACAUGGAGAAAGCCAACAGCCUACACAUCAUCAAACUGAGUGACUCUGACUUUGUCCGCACCCUUGAGAACUGCAUCCAGUUUGGCACGCCUGUGCUGUUGGAGAAUGUUGGGGAAGAACUGGACCCCAUUUUGGAACCUCUGCUGCUCAAGCAGACUUUCAAACAAGGCGGCAGUGUCUGUAUCCGGCUGGGAGACUCAACUAUUGAAUAUGCCCCCGACUUCCGCUUCUACAUCACCACCAAGCUGAGGAACCCCCACUACCUUCCUGAGACCUCUGUCAAGGUGACACUGCUGAAUUUUAUGAUCACCCCUGAGGGGAUGCAAGACCAGCUGCUGGGCAUUGUGGUGGCGCGUGAGAGGCCUGACCUCGAAGAGGAGAAACAGGCGCUCAUCUUGCAGGGAGCUGAGAACAAGAGGCAGCUAAAAGAGAUCGAGGACAAGAUCCUAGAAGUACUGUCCUCCUCUGAGGGAAACAUUUUGGAGGACGAGACAGCCAUAAAGAUCUUGUCCUCCUCCAAGGUCCUGGCCAACGAAAUCUCAGAGAAGCAAGCUGUGGCAGAGACCACCGAGAAGAAGAUUGAUGAAACACGGAUGGGCUACCGGCCAAUUGCUGUCCAUUCCUCCAUCCUCUUUUUCUCUAUCGCAGAUCUGGCUAACAUCGAACCAAUGUACCAGUACUCUCUAACCUGGUUCAUCAACCUUUUCAUAAUGUCCAUUGAGAACUCGGAUAAGAGUGACAUGCUAGACCAGAGACUACAGAUCUUGAGAGAGCACUUCACCUACUCUCUGUAUGUCAACGUGUGUCGCUCACUUUUUGAGAAGGACAAGCUACUCUUCUCUUUCUGCCUUAACGUCAACUUGCUCAAGCAUGAGAAGAUGGUGGACGAUAUGGAGUGGAGGUUCCUGUUAACAGGGGGGGUAGGCCUGGAUAACCCUCAUUCUAACCCCUGCACCUGGCUGCCCCAGAAGUCAUGGGAUGAGAUCUGUCGUCUGGAUGACCUGGAGCGCUUCAAGAAUUUGCGGCGAGACUUCGCUCGGCUGAAGGAUGGCUGGAAGGAGGUGUACGACAGCAUGGAGCCACACCACACUGCUUUUCCCCAGGAGUGGCAGGACAAGCUGGGCCAGUUCCAAAGAAUGCUCAUCAUCCGCUGCCUGCGGCCAGACAAGAUCAUUCCCAUGGUGCAGGAGUUUGUUUCCAACAGCCUUGGUCAUCAGUUCAUUGAGGUGCCCCCUUUCAACCUUGGCAAGGCAUUUGUGGACAGUCACUGCUGUGCCCCUCUCAUCUUUAUCCUGUCACCCGGCUCCGAUCCCAUGGCUGCUCUGCUUAAAUUCGCAGAUGAUCAGGGUUUUGGUGGUGCCAAGCUGAGCUCAUUGUCACUAGGUCAGGGCCAGGGUCCUAUUGCCAUGAACAUGAUUACAAAAGGCGUGAAGGAGGGCACAUGGGUAGUGCUGCAGAACUGCCACCUAGCUACCUCUUGGAUGCCCAUUCUGGAGAAAGUGUGUGAGGAGCUGAAUCCAGACACCACUCACCCUGACUUCCGGCUGUGGCUGACCAGCUAUCCGUCACCCACAUUCCCUGUGUCUGUGCUUCAGAAUGGGGUGAAGAUGACCAAUGAGGCACCCAAGGGGCUGCGGUCCAACAUUGCCCGCUCCUUCCUCAUGGACCCCAUUUCUGACCCUGAUUUCUUCGACAGCUGCAACAAGCCGGCAGAGUUUAAGAAGCUUCUGUAUGGGCUGUGCUUCUUCCAUGCACUGGUACAAGAGAGGCGCAAGUUUGGUCCCCUGGGUUGGAACAUUCCCUAUGAGUUUAAUGAGACAGACCUCCGCAUCUCUGUUCAACAACUACACAUGUUUCUCAACCAGUAUCAGGAGGUACCUUUUGAUGCUAUCCGCUACAUGACAGGAGAGUGUAACUACGGGGGACGUGUGACAGAUGACUGGGACCGCCGUACUCUGCGCAGCAUCCUCUCUGUAUUCUACACCCCUGAGAUCAUAGACAACCCUGACUACAAGUUUGAUUCCAGCGGUCUCUACUAUUCACCCCCUGAGGGAGAGUAUAACAGCUACAUUGAAUAUACCAAGACUCUCCCUCUGAACCCUUCACCUGAGAUCUUUGGCAUGAACUCCAAUGCUGACAUCACCAAGGACCAGGCUGAGACGCAGCUGCUCUUUGACAGUAUCCUACUCACACAGAGUGACACCUCCUCCCGCUCCUCUGGGGGUGACACUAAGUCUUCUGAUGACAUGGUGUUUGAGGUAGCGGCAGACAUCCUGAGUAAGCUGCCCUCCAACUUCGACCUGGAAGCAGCCAUGCGCAAGUUUCCCACCACCUACGCUCAAAGUAUGAACACAGUGCUUGUUCAGGAGAUGGGUCGGUUCAACAAGCUGCUGCAGACAAUCCGGGAUUCCUGUAUUAACAUACAGAAAGCUAUCAAGGGUCUGGUGGUAAUGUCUGCAGAGCUGGAGGAAGUGGUAAACAGCAUUUUGAAGGGGCGCAUUCCUGGGAUGUGGAUGAAGAAGUCCUACCCCAGUCUGAAGCCACUGGGCAGCUAUGUCAAUGAUUUCCUUGCUAGGCUGAAGUUCUUGCAGGACUGGUAUGAGAAUGGCACCCCUGCUGUGUUCUGGCUCUCUGGGUUUUUCUUCACCCAGGCCUUCUUGACAGGUGGGCAGCAAAACUAUGCCCGCAAGCACACCAUCCCCAUCGACCUUCUGGGCUUCGACUUUGAGGUGCUGGAUGAUAAAGAAUACCGGCAGCCCCCUGAGGAUGGUGUGUACAUCAGGGGACUGUUCCUGGAUGGCGCUCGAUGGGACCGCAAAACCAAACUUCUAGCAGAGUCCUUCCCCAAAGUGCUGCAUGACACCGUGCCAGUGAUGUGGCUGAAGCCAUGUAAGAGGCAGGACAUAUCCCAGAGGAUGAGCUACACUGCCCCCCUCUACAAGACCAGCGAGCGCAGGGGCACACUGUCCACCACAGGACACUCCACCAACUUCGUCAUCGCCAUGACGCUGCCUUCUGAUCGGCCCCCAGAACACUGGAUUGGACGUGGCGUGGCACUGCUGUGCCAGCUCAACUCCUAAUACCCCUUUCCAAGGCUUUUCAAUGUCCCUGUGGCCUAAUGUGAAAAACAACCGGCACUUUAAGUUUAUGAAUAUUACAUUGGCUUUUCAGAACCUUCAUUUUUAUUAGAGUUUUCAAUUUGUUUUCAUUUAUUAAAUUUAGGAAAGUAAAGUAGGUACUGUAUUAUUUGUAACACUUCAUUAAAAAACAAUAUAAAAAUGGUUGUGUGCCCAUUUCAGUUUUGAUAUGUUGUAUUAAUAAGUUGCAUGAACUAUGUUCAGUG
Messenger RNA from Lepisosteus oculatus (spotted gar), 12309 nucleotides. NCBI's taxonomy places the organism in Eukaryota, Metazoa, Chordata, Actinopteri, Semionotiformes, Lepisosteidae. The record is from RefSeq and is a predicted model, not a curated record.